Messenger RNA from Colletotrichum orchidophilum, 1059 nucleotides. Its product is annotated as UMTA methyltransferase. Lineage: Eukaryota; Fungi; Ascomycota; Sordariomycetes; Glomerellales; Glomerellaceae. The record is from RefSeq and is a predicted model, not a curated record. The transcript is spliced from 7 exons. Bases 1 to 1059 code for a protein of 352 amino acids. Gene Ontology annotation, molecular function: methyltransferase activity.
AUGGCCGAGGCAACAAUUAGCCAGAGUCAGGCCACAGCGGCGCCAACUAUACAAGCCGCAUCGCCUCCGGUCCAAGAUGAAGCCAGCCCGCCAGCCAAUACGCCGGUAGUUGCUAACGAUGUGACUGUUGAGGCAGACGAAGUAGAGACUACAGAUGAUGCGUCGACGAUUGAUGAGAGAAUCUCGAAUUACACUGCAUCUCUUUCCUCAAGCGUGAUUGAUUAUCCAGUAGAGUAUGGUCGACGAUACCAUGCUUUCCGGCCGGGUUCUUAUAUCAUGCCGAACGAUGAAGCCGAGAUGGAAAGACUUGACAUGACGCAUGCUAUGAUGGUCAAGGCAAUCAAAAACAGGCUGUUCCUUGCCCCGCUCGAAAAAGAAAAGAUUCAGCGGAUUCUUGACGUCGGUACUGGCACUGGUAUCUGGGCUGUCGAAAUUGGCGACAUCUUCGAGAACGCAGAGGUUAUCGGCGUGGAUCUGAGCGCUAUACAGCCGUCUUGGGUUCCCUCCAACGUGAGAUUUGAGAUUGAUGAUGUUGAAAGCCCCUGGAUCCAUCAGAAAAAAUACGACUUCAUCUUUUGCCGGGUUAUGGCUGCAUCGAUUGCCGACUGGCCCAAAUUGGUCAAAAACAUUUACGAUCACCUGAACCCAGGAGGCUGGGCCGAGUUCCACGAGAUGGACCCCGAGAUUUACUCGGAUGAUGGCACUUACACCAAAGAGCAUGCAACUUGGCCUUGGAAUCAGACAUUCUUGAGGACGAUGAAGAGCAUCGGGCGGGAUCCCUGUCCUGGCCCGAAGCUGGAAGGGUGGGUGACGGAGACUGGGUUUGAAAACAUUUUUCACCAACGGUUCAAAGCCCCCCUCGGCCCCUGGCCCAAGGAGCCCCAUUAUAAAGACUUGGGUAUGCUCAACUUGGCCCAAAUGCUUGAUGGUCUCGAAGGGUUCACUCUGAGAGUCUUUUGUGGGGUCCUUGGCCGUACCAAGGAAGAGGUGCUGGUAGAGACAGCCGAAGUGCGCAAGGAGAUGAAGGAGGGCGCCUACCACGGCAUUUAUGACCUGUGA